Messenger RNA from Menidia menidia (Atlantic silverside), 1204 nucleotides. The record is from the annotation of a GenBank genome assembly. Lineage: Eukaryota; Metazoa; Chordata; Actinopteri; Atheriniformes; Atherinopsidae.
GUGGGUGUGACCUACAUUCAGCCGCUUAUUCAACCCGGCUCAGCCACACCCCCGCUGAAAUCCAGACCCAAACUCACACGCUCUGGGGCUCAAAUCGUGAUCCAAUCUGAUAGAAACUUCAGUUUAACAAACAAACAAAACCGGAAGGAGCCGUGCUUUGCUGAGGGAGACAACUUCUGCCCGGAGGUAUCCGAACCAAAGAGUCUGACGUGACCAGUCAUGGGGGACAUUAAGAAAGGGAAGAAGGUCUUUGUCCAGAAGUGUUCCCAGUGCCACUCUGUGGACGAGGGGGGGCGGCACAAGGUUGGGCCCAACCUGUGGGGGCUGUUUGGAAGGAAGACGGGGCAGGCGGAGGGCUACUCCUACACACAGGCCAACAUAGAAAAAGGUAUCAUAUGGGAUGAGGAAACGCUGAACGUCUACCUGACGAACCCAAAGAAGUACAUUCCGGGUACCAAGAUGAUCUUCAGUGGGAUCAGGAAGAAGAAGGAGAGAGCCGAUAUCAUAGCAUAUUUAAAGGAUGCCACUUCCUAAUGUGCUGACGAUGCAGACAGUUGUUAGAUGUACUCCACUGUGCCUUGUACCUGUUUUAAAUGAGAGUAUAUAUUUCUAUUGAUGCUUUUGUUUUAAACUGCCUUGUAUCUGCCGAGAGAGCUGUUUUUAAUCAGGGUGUGAGUCAGCCUUCCUGCAGCUUGUGGAUUUUCCAGAAAGUCCAUAUUUUUCCUGCCUUACGCACAUGGGCCACACCCACUCUGUUUACUCAUCGUGUUUACAUUUACUUUCAUUCUUAAUUCAAAGUAUUCAUUGUACUUACUUUAUGCAUGUAGCAAAAGGGUCACAUUUUUACUGAGAACUUUUUUACUCAACUUUUAUAAGCAUUAAGAGUUAUAUAUGGUUUUUAUUAACGUGAGAUUGCACUUUAAAUGGCGGUAUGUGGGAUUUCUUAUGAAUGCAUUUCUUUACAUUCAUUUUUGUUUUACUUUGCAUGAGGGAACUUAACUCAAAUAGAAUGAUUGUUUCUAUUAAAACUGAUGGUGAUUUGGGUAAAAUGGGAAUUUGUUUAAAUAAACAUGUACCACUACGGAGUAAUUGUGACUUCUGAAUAAAAGACAAGAUUUAUUUAAUUUUUUAAAUCCUAACUAACUAUGGUAUACAUUUUUGUCCUAUUUUCUUCAAAACGUCUUGAUUUGUUUUCUUGGCAAAA